Bacillus rossius redtenbacheri is the source of this 1251-nucleotide messenger RNA. Its product is annotated as deoxycytidylate deaminase. Gene Ontology annotation, molecular function: zinc ion binding; hydrolase activity. Lineage: Eukaryota; Metazoa; Arthropoda; Insecta; Phasmatodea; Bacillidae. Bases 200 to 802 code for a protein of 200 amino acids. Gene Ontology annotation, cellular component: cytoplasm. The transcript has 4 exons. The record is from RefSeq and is a predicted model, not a curated record.
GCAGUAAUUGAUAACCUUAUUAACUUGGCUUUUUUUUUUUGUUCAAGUUAUACGUGGUAAAAUGCAGGUGCAUAGAGUAAAUAAAGUGUAUAGUGUUGGUAACCUUUUAUUUAUAUGAUAAUAAAUUGAUGUGUGUAUUUGGGAGUGUAAUUAUAUUUAUAAAAUAAAGAUUUGUUCUGUACUCUAGUCAUCUAUAUUCAUGGCAUCUGAAACGAACGGUAAAUCUGAACAUAUUAGGGACAUCAACACCAAACGAAAUGAUUACUUGGAAUGGACAGAUUACUUCAUGGCAACAGCGUUUCUUGCCGCCAAAAGAAGUAAGGAUCCCUGUUCUCAAGUUGGUGCGUGCAUCGUGAACUCAGAGAAGAAGAUAGUGGGCGUGGGAUACAAUGGAAUGCCAAUAGGCUGUAGCGACGAUCAGUUCCCGUGGAGCAAGCAGAUGGAUUCACAACUUGAAAACAAGUACUUGUACGUUUGCCAUGCUGAGAUGAACGCCAUCCUGAACAAAAACAUAGCUGACGUGAAGAACUGCGUCAUGUAUGUUGGACUGUUCCCGUGCAAUGAAUGUGCGAAAAUAAUAAUCCAGGCUGGGAUUAAGGAGGUGGUUUACAUGUCGGACAAGAAUUCCCACAAAGUGGAGACAAUUGCAGCCAAGCGUAUGUUCGACUCGGCGAGUGUAAAGUAUUGGCAGUAUAAACCUUCCAUGAAGAAAAUCACCAUUGACUUCACAGAGAUCGACUGGAACAACAUGACACAGCUUCCACCCUCCCCCCAAAAAUCUGAGGAUUUAGUUACCAGCUGAUAUAACUAUGGUAGUUGUCCAGGGAUUACUAGUGGUGUCCAGUUCCUGUUGACAAAUGUCUUAAUUUGUUGUAACCAUACCCAAAUAAGAAACUCAGAUUUUUUAACACUAAUUUUGUAUUUUAGACCACUGGCAAUUGUGUUAAGAUAUUUUUCAUUCAUGCACAGGACAAUAUUAAAAUGUUUUCACAAAUUUGAUAUAACUGGAAAAUGGAAUAGGAACAACUCAUUGCAAUGUAACCAAAUAUAAACAAUAUAAAUUUCGAAGAUUGCAGAGUUGUGGUCAUAAAGCAUGCUAAUGUUAAGUUGAAAGUUGCCUGAGAUUGUUUUGCCACUGAGUACAGUACACUAGUGUGUUAUUGGAAAUAUUUUAAAGCAGAUAAGAAAAAUAUCAUAAGAGAGAUAUUUAAAUGCUAAAUUGAUGCAGUUCAAUAAAUCUUUGAUAAUUUU